ACCAGAAUAGCAGCCCAGAAGAUGGCUAGUACCGGGGAGAUUUGGCUGCAGUGGUUCUCGUGCUGUUUUCAGCAGCAGCGAUCGCCCUCCCGCCGCCCGCACCAACGCCUGCGCAUCGACCGAUCCAUGAUUGGGAAUCCAACAAACUUUGUCCACACCGGGCACAUUGGCUCCGCGGACGUGGAGCUCUCGGCCAACCGCCUCAACGCGAUCUCAACCCAAAUGCAAGGCAAGGGCGGCUACGAGGCGACAUCGAAACACUCGCUUCAUGCUUGCUGAUCGUCGCGUCGCUAUAAAAUGCAUUUUGUGCAAUUCUUACAAGAAGCAAAGAAGAGAGAGAGAGAGGGUGGCACUUUUUACAGUUCUUUGUUGGAGCGUGUUAUCAGGGGACGGAGCACGGAGCAGGGAGACAGCGAUAGCACGAGGGCCGGACGGAGGAAAGGUGCUGACAAAAACCGAAAGCAAGAGCUAGAAGAGAAGACUAAAACCUUAACUGUAACGGACAAUGGAGUCCACCGUAGUGAUGGUUUCCAGCUGUGGUGGGGGGUGGAUCUUGUCAGCUGUCAGCUGUGCUUGUUUAGGGGUUCCUCUGUUCGGGCUGUUCGCCUUUUGCGAGUAUUAUGCAAAUGAAAAAUCGCAGAAAGUGCCAACCGACUAAACCAGCAAAUAAUUGUUUAAUCAAUUAAGCAUUUCACGAUAUAUGUAUGCACAUAUGUAUGUACAUGCAACCGCAUCAUCACGUAGCAUUUUUCAAUGUACUUAAUGCCAAAAAUCAGGAUCACGCCAUCCAGCGUGGAAGGGACAUUUAAAUCCAGUCUCAAUUCCAAUUCCUGUCGCGUUCCAUACAGAAAUAUAAAAGAAAAUCUCUUGGCCUACCAUAGACAAAGUACGUUCGCAUUGAAUAUAACUAGAAUACGGGCCCUAUAAUCAGUUGCACAACCAACAACAAUAGUCUGAUCUACUUGUAUGAUAUUUAUAUACAAAUGGUGCAACAAGCAAACGUUUUUUUGCAACGCUGACUUAGCCUUUAGAUAAUGUUAUUAACUAUAUACGGACAUUAUGGACAACUGUCGCACAAUCAUAUUUCACACACAAGAGAACAUAGAAUAUUUAUGAUAUAUUCCCAAUUCGAAUAAUUGUUUACAGAGCAGAAUAUGUAUAAUAUUUGUUGUACUUCUAGAACGAGAUCUAGAUCCGAUCCCAUGCAAAUCCUAGAAAAGUGUAGAUCAAGUACCUUUGUAGAGUCCACAAUGAGAGAAUGUACCAGAAAACAUAAGAUAGAGUAUAUAUUUGUAGACUAAAUGCAGUUGUAGAUAUUUGACAUAAAAACAAAUCAAAUAAAAUGAAGUUGGAACAUGCGUUGGGUUUUAACCGUA
Drosophila miranda is the source of this 1376-nucleotide messenger RNA. RefSeq names its product CDC42 small effector protein homolog (gene Spec2). NCBI's taxonomy places the organism in Eukaryota, Metazoa, Arthropoda, Insecta, Diptera, Drosophilidae. The record is from RefSeq and is a predicted model, not a curated record. Gene Ontology annotation, molecular function: small GTPase binding. Bases 22 to 279 code for a protein of 85 amino acids. Gene Ontology annotation, biological process: regulation of Rho protein signal transduction. Gene Ontology annotation, cellular component: plasma membrane. The transcript has 2 exons.